Ylistrum balloti is the source of this 6853-nucleotide messenger RNA. RefSeq names its product sentrin-specific protease 8-like. Gene Ontology annotation, molecular function: cysteine-type peptidase activity; deNEDDylase activity. Gene Ontology annotation, biological process: proteolysis. The record is from RefSeq and is a predicted model, not a curated record. The transcript is spliced from 6 exons. NCBI's taxonomy places the organism in Eukaryota, Metazoa, Mollusca, Bivalvia, Pectinida, Pectinidae. The coding region runs from base 1 to 663 and encodes 220 amino acids.
AUGGCAGAUGGAGACAACGAUAUAGUAUUGAGCUUUAAUGACAGUUUGUUGCGGAAAUCGGACUUGAAACUCCUUGAAGGAGCAAAUUGGUUAAACGAUAAACUCAUAGGAUUUUGCUUCGAGUAUUUUGAGAGAGAGCAGUUCAGCCACUCUGCUGAUAGGUUGUGCCUGAUUAGCCCUGAUGUAACACAGUUCAUAAAGCUUUCUCCAGCUGAGGAGCUAGGAGUCUUUUUGGAGCCACUGAAUCUCAAGGUGAAAGAGUAUGUGUUUAUGGCUGUCAAUAACAACAGUAACCCUGAGAAUGCAGGGGGCACACACUGGAGCCUGCUGGUGUACAUCAGAUGUCGACAGGAAUUUCGUCAUUAUGAUUCCUCUGGGAGUGCAAACAAGGAAAUAGCAAAGCAGUUGGCCUACAAGAUACAACCCUAUGUCCUUGCUCCUAGAGGGAGAAUGAAAGUUAUUGAAGCAGAUAGCCCUCAGCAACAGAAUGGAUAUGACUGUGGGCUAUAUGUGAUAGCGACUGCGGAACACAAGUGUAAAGAACUGUGUGAAGGUUUCUGUGUGUCUCUGUCAGACACUGUCAACAGUACUACGAUGAAAAACAAACGGCAGCAGCUCAUACAGCUCAUACAAAAGGUUUCCUCCGAGUUCUCCGGCAGCUGACGGAGCUGACUGACCAGCUCCAAAUUUCCAUGUACAAAUUACAAUAUACCCAGUAUGUAUCUGUGUACCUAUACACACAGCUGAUGACAACUGGACAUUUGUAUAACCUAAUUUGUGUGUUAUACUCAGCAAAAGACAGAUCUGUGGUAGACUUCGAGUUUUGUUAAUAUUAUAACUUUUAUAUAACCCCAGAGGGCUAGUCCUUACAGAGGGGUCAAACGAAUACCAUACUAAUUAGAUAUUAAUCACAUCUCAAAUUUAUCACACUUUGUCAAAUCAGCUUUAUGGUCUCCAAAGCACCUUAAAGUAUUUGUUUUGAAUUUGAUAUGUUCUGAAGUUGAUUAGGCUUUAAAACUACCUCACAUACCGUACAUAUGAUUAUUUACUCACAUGUGUACUUAACAAAGGGUACUACAAUGUAUUACCCUGGGUAGCAUGAGGUACCUAAAAAACUGCCUAAUAAGUUUAUUUGGAAUGAUUCAUUGUUCUGUUUACAUGAAAAAGUACCGAUAAUGAAAUUGAAAAAUUGGUGCCAAAUAUUCAUUGCAAAAUAUCAGAAAACUCUCUUUUUACUGUAGUUUAAGCAGCUUACUAUGGUUUUCCUUAUGCAGCUGUUCUGUCUUUGUAAUGUAGAGUUGCACUCGCCAAUGAUCAUGUCCCAAAAUAAACACUCAAGAUGACAAUCAAAUUUAACUUACCUAUUAAAGCAUGAAUUUCUGUUUCCAGUUUUCAAGUAGUGAAUGGGAUUGUCUGAUUGUUGAAUUUACAUAAUUUCAUGAACACAUGUACCAGUCCUGUAUUUUAGAAAUCUUAAUAUGAACUGAGAAUUAAUAAAACUUAUGAUGGGGAAAUUUAAAUCUCAAUGACAUUGUUUAUCAUAUCUUAUUAUUUUCAGAAUUAAUUUUUAAUAGCUGUUUAAUAGCAUUUGGUGUUAGAAUUUAUUUUUCUAUUCAUAUUUGAAAAAGUUUUUCUCAGAGGUAACUAUUGCAGAGAGUUCAGAAAUUGUACAAACUUAUUAGUUUGUAAAGUUAGGUGACAUAAUAUUUUGAACACACCUUCAAUUGAUAUAACUACAUUUCUUAUCACAUCACAAUAGGCUUUUGACUCAUAUAAGCAGAUUUUUUUGGAAUUUUUCAAUUCUUGUGAAAUCUUUAAAAUGAAAAAAAGGAGGCGACCAGACAUUAUUUCAGUGGAAUUGCUGGUUUGAGACUUCUGUGCCAUUCCUGCGUUUUAUAAGUAAAAUGGAAUCACAUAGAUUUAUUUAGAAUUGGCAAUGGUAGAUUUAUUUAGAAUUGGCAAUGGUAAAUCUUAAGUUAUGAUUCCAUGCUGUUAAUUAGUUCUUCAACAUCAUCUGAAUUACAGAUUAUUAACAGUACAAAAUAGUUUGUUGAUACAGACUUGAACUGAUGUAUACAGGUUUAUAUACAUGAUGUUUACUGUUUUGAAUAAUAGCUCUACCGUAACUUUAAACCAGGAAUGUCGAUAUGUUCUUAAAGUUUUAUGUUGUAUUAAAAGAAACAUCUGGUGUACUGAUAUCCGCGUUACUCAAAGCUGAUGUCAGAUUUAGUAUAGAUGAGACCUGUGAUAAAUAUUCAUGAUUACUAAAUAGAAAUAGUUUGGCUGUGAUUUUUUUUUUUUUUUGCCAGUUUAGAUGUUCACAUUGUUAAACAAGCACUUUGUCAUUUUUAGCUCACUGACUGAAGGGUGAUGUGGGUUAUGCUAUGGUGUACUGUCUGUCAUCUGUCAGUCCUGUGUCAACUUUACCAUUUAAACAAUUGCUUCUCAAUAACCAGUGACCCAAAUGAAAUGGUAUAUUUUUGGUAGGUUGCUGGAAGGAAACUGAACAUAACUUGUGAAAAGAAAUAACUAUGAACCGUAUUCAAGGUCAAAGGAGUCAAAUCUGUUAACAGCAACUUCUUCUUACUAACCAAAAGACACAGAAGUAUGGUAUUUAGUUGAUUGGUAGAAAUUGAUUUGAUACGUCCUCUUUGAAUGACAAUGGUGUACAUGUUAACUCCGAUUCUAUUUUUGAUGAACACUGAACAUCAGGUGAGUGAUGGAGGCCCAUUCGGCCUCUUGUUUGGUAGAUGGUAUGGGUUAAGUGAAAGCAGCCCGGCAAGGGAAGACAACACUGCUGUUUUUGGUAGACAUCAGUACAGGGGAGAUAACAGUGUUGGUUUUUUUGGGGGGUAAACACCAGGUAAAGGAUGAUAAUGCAUUUGAGUUAGACUAGUUGUGCCUGUAUUGGUUGUAAGUUGUGAUAUAAUUGCUGUCCUGGUGGUUUUUAUGCCCUGCAUUUUAAUAGGGCCUUCUUUUUAGUGUAAUCUGUGUCUCUCCUGUCUGCUGGUGUCCUGUCCUGUUUUUAAUUGAUAUCAUAUUUUGAGAAUUUCUCAACAGAUUUUGUUUGUGGUUUCCCAUAUCAUAGCAUCAAAUUCUACUGCUGAUCAAAUUCUUGUUUGCAUAGGAGUGGAACAUACAUUUCUUAUACACAAUAUCUAGUUUAUGUAGUGUUACAUAUCACAUGAUUAAAACUAAACUUGUCAUGGUAAAACCACUUCCUGUAUAUACUGGAUAAUUAGCAUGACACAUUAACAAGUUAGACAGUUCUUAUAAGAAUGAUGUAUUUUUGUACUAUGGUAAAGGGAGAAGUUGUAUACAUAUAUGAGAAAGCUGUGUGAGAGAAGGUCUGAUUUAGUAUUGGGUCACCUGGUCAUUAAGGACCAGCAUGCUCCUACAAUGAAUAAAAAAAUGCACUUCAAAAAGAGCAAUAAUUGGUAAAGAUGUAAAGGGACAUUUGUAGUUUUUAUUUUGUCAGCAUUUUGAUAAUUGUCAGAUUUUUUGUGAUUAGAAUCAGAUCAAUGAGAUUUAGUAAUCACCUGAAUACAAUCUAUAGUUAUAUUAUAAAGAUCUAGAUUUGAAUUAGUGGGAAUCUAAUAAUUGGUCAAGUUUUGUACAGAUUUAUUGAUUCUUGAUAACUGGUUCAAGUCUUGUUCAGAUCUAAUACACGAUGAAGCAUUAUAAAAUCUAGUUUGUUAUGUCAUUGUUGACAAAUCCUUGGUUGUGUAAUGUGUUAACAUUACAAUGUUGGUUUUAAAUGUAUCGACUCAGUUUUCUUACUUUACAUUUUGUUUAGCUUGUAUGCAUAUGCUGCAACAAUGAGAUACUUUCUGUUUCAUUUUUGAAAGAUAGUCUUAAGGUUUAUUCUGAAAGUUUAUUCUAAGGAAUGUAUUACACAUGGAGACACUAAAUUUAUUGUUGUGAGGGGACUAUGUAAUUGUUUAUAUAUCUUGUUAUUUAUCUACUCAAUUAGAAUGUAUUUCUACUACUUUUUUUCAAUAUGUACAUGAAAUGAAAAAUAGUUAACGUGAAGAAUUGUUUACGAAAUAUUUUGGAUAGUCUGGUCUAAAAGCCGAGUGAGCAGCAUAUGCCAUACUGUUGGUGUCUGUCGUCCAUCCAUAUGUCCAUCAUUCUCUACAAAUCCCUACUAGUCAUGAACUACUAAGCGGAUUUUGACCAAAUUUGGUCAGAAGCAUUCUUAGGAAAAAGAAAGCAAAUUUUGUAUAAACCUUGGGUCCCGGCCUUUCGGGGCCUGAUUUGUAGGGCCCAAAAAAGGGAACUGAGCAAACUCUUUAAAAUCCUACUUCACCUAAAGAAAUGAUUGGACUUUGCCUAUAUUUGGUCUGAAGUAUUUUUGGGUGAAGGGUAAUCAAUUUUGUAUAAAAGGUUGGUCUUGGCACCCUAAGGCGAGAACGAAAGGACCCAAUAGGUGAAAUAGAGCAAAUUCUUUAAAAUCCUACUUCUCCAGUAGGAAUCACUGGGUUUUGCUGGAAGCAUUCCUUCGAUUUUGUAUAGAUUUUUAACCUGUGGAUGGGAGGGGCGGGGCUCACUAGAGGAAAUGGAAUGAAUUCUUGAAAAUCCUACUUCUCCGAUACGACUGGAUUCUGCCCAUAUUUGGCCUGAAACAUUGUUGAGUAGUGGGGAAUCAAUUGGUAAAUGAUGUGUCUCAACACCUUGGGGUAGGAAGGCGAGGACCCAGGGAAUUAGAAUAAAUACUUCAUCUUGAGGCAUGGGAGGAUUGUAUCUAUGUUUGGUCUGGAUUUUGGGGUAAAAUGGGAAAAUAGAUAUGUUAUGUGUUGUGUGCUGGGAUAUUUUAGAUUAGAAUUCUUUUUCCUUUGGUUUUAAUGAAGCAAGUUCAGCCUAGCAAAGUCAGGUGAGUGAAACAGGCCCUAUGGACCUCUUGUUUUAAGAAAUGAACAUGUUUGUAUCAUGGUACUAGAUACCACUCUCAUUUGUAAGUCAUACACCUUCAAGUCAACUCCUUUGAUUUCUUAUGAAAAAGCUCUGAUGACCAUCGAAAUGAUUCAUUUUAUUAUCCAUUAUAAAAUACUAUUAAAAAUGUUUCAUGAAUAUGUCAUUAAUCUGAUGGAGGUUUUCAUUACCAUUAAAUUUAUAUCAAUGACCACUGAUGUUUGACCAUUGAUUUAAGUUAAUGGUAUUUUUAAAAAAAUUUUUUGUGGAAAGAACAUUAAUGAUGUCACUUGAGAGAAUAGUGUCAACAUAACUCCUUUUAUGCUGAAAUUAAUUCUCAUCUAGUAUUUAACAGUGGAAACAAGCUGAUGUUUGUGACGAUACUUAUAAAACAAUAUGAACCAGGGUGAAAUUUUAUAUUUGCCAAAAUUAUUUGUUCUUUACACAUAGUAAAACAAUGUAGAAGGAGCUAUAUACACAUGUAGUCAGUAUCUAGGAUGUUGUGCCCUUUCAGACACUUUUCAGGUACAAUUUAUGUAUUUGAAACACACACCAGGUCCUUUUUACAGUCAAAUGGUGUUUAUCUUACAUAAAGUCCAGGAGGUGAACACACGAUAUCUGACUGAAAACUGGAAGUGGGCUGAUUACAGGCAAUAGAGAUGUCUUUCACCUCAUUUCUAGUAAAACUGCACAAGUUGUCUGUGGACUUGCUUCUAAUCAUGGAUUUAUUGCUGAAUAAAUACAGUUAUUAAUGGUAGUGAGUGACAAUAUUUACCGAAGGAUUUUUCUCAUUAAAUUGUUGUGCUCUUCUUUUUUUCACUUUGUCAUGCCAAAAACAAUAGGUCUUGUUUGUGUACUUUACUGAAUUUUUCUUACAUUUCUGUUGAAUUUCUUUGUCAUCUUGAACACAUUUUCAGUAAUGAAUUACAUUCUAACAUGUGCCUUAUUUGUAUAUCCACGCAUCCAGUACUGAUCUCAGUACCAAUGAAAUGCUGUUUACUUUCAUUAUCUGUAUCUGAACUGACUUGAUGUUGAAUACUGUAUUUUAAUUUCAAAAUCUGUCCAAAUUAGAAAUGUACAAUGUUUAGGAUAAACUAGUCUAAGAAUGACAAUAACUGAGAAAUGAAGUAUUUGAUAUGUUACUAGUUAUGUGUUUAAACACAUUGAAAUGUCUAGUUAUCAAUAAAUAUAUACAUGUAUAUGCAACAUUUUUGGUCGCCAUUUGUACAGUUAUUUCUGCUGUUGUUGAUGCCAAAAUCUAUUUACAAAUAACCAGGGCAAUUUUCAUGUAUAAGAUUAACUAUCGAUCAACUUUGUUGUAAAUCAGUAAAAGAAUGAACACCCUGUACAAUGUUAGAUUAAGUAGUGGAGAGACUGUUCAAAUGUGUAAAUUGUGCUCAGUAACUCAUUGGACUAUUGAAAUAAUUUCUGAGCAGGUUUAUACUUCUGAUGAUGUAACCUACAUUAGGUACUUAAAUAAUGAGCAUGCACAACACCCAAGUCUUUCUAUAGGGUAAAUCUCCCUACAGUGUUGUUAUUGGAAUAAAUGUCUCCAACAACACCAGAAUAUCUCACUGCAAUCUUCCUUCAUUGAAAUCUGAAUGAGUUAAGAAUUCUACAUAGUUUAAGUUGCACUAUACACCAUUGUUUUUUGUUAACAAAGUUUAGCCCCUGUUUUCAGAUAGGAUGCCAGAAGUCUUUUUGAAUUUGGACAUUUGAAGUUUUGUACACCUUAUUUUUCUUUGCUAGAAUGAUCAACAUAAUACAUUGUACAUUUAAUCUUAAGAAUAUAUUUACAGAUAAUGAUGGAUUACUGCAUGUUUACAGAUAAUGAUGGAUUCCAGCAUAUUUGCAGAUUUUUUUCUGUCAUGGAGCAACAAUAUUUAUUAUUGCUGACUUCAAGUAUGGACAUAUUAAUUAAAGCAAAAAAAACUUGGAAGUA